Gadus morhua (Atlantic cod) is the source of this 4203-nucleotide messenger RNA. RefSeq names its product corticotropin-releasing factor receptor 2 (gene crhr2). Gene Ontology annotation, biological process: long-term synaptic potentiation; cell surface receptor signaling pathway; adenylate cyclase-modulating G protein-coupled receptor signaling pathway. Gene Ontology annotation, cellular component: plasma membrane; axon terminus; dendrite. The record is from RefSeq and is a predicted model, not a curated record. The transcript has 12 exons. Bases 117 to 1361 code for a protein of 414 amino acids. NCBI's taxonomy places the organism in Eukaryota, Metazoa, Chordata, Actinopteri, Gadiformes, Gadidae. Gene Ontology annotation, molecular function: peptide hormone binding; corticotrophin-releasing factor receptor activity; corticotropin-releasing hormone receptor activity.
GUAUAGAGGUUCGAAAUAGGCGCGCUCGCUCUGCCGCCGUCAGUCACUCCACACACAGGCUCCUCUCCCGGACUUACAGCACUUUCAACGAUACAUUUGGGACAGCCAUUUUCGCUAUGGAUGCUACGAUUUAUCAAAUCAUCUUGGGGGAGUUUGGCGACCUUAACUGUAGUUUAAUGGACGCUUUCCAGGACACUUUUUACGAAAACAUUUCGUUCUCAUUGUUGAAUAUUGAUGGUUCAUAUUGUAAUGCCACAACGGAUGAGAUUGGGACCUGCUGGCCGCGGAGCAGCACCGGGCGGAUGGUAGAGAGACCAUGCCCCGAGUACAUCAACGGGGUGAAGUACAACACAACAAGAAGUGCAUACAGAGAGUGCAUGGAUAACGGCACCUGGGCUGAGAGGAGCAACUACUCCAGCUGUGAGCCCAUCCUGGAGGAGAAGAGGAAAUACCCGGUUCACUAUAAGAUCGCUCUGAUCAUCAACUACCUCGGCCACUGUAUCUCCGUGGGAGCCCUGGUUGUGGCCUUCAUUCUCUUCCUCUGCUUAAGGAGCAUAAGAUGUCUUCGAAACAUCAUCCACUGGAAUUUAAUCACCACCUUCAUAUUACGAAACGUCAUGUGGUUCCUGCUACAGUUGAUUGAUCACAAUAUUCACGAGAGCAAUGAGCCCUGGUGCCGGCUAAUUACGACCAUUUACAACUACUUUGUGGUGACUAACUUUUUCUGGAUGUUUGUUGAAGGAUGCUACCUUCACACAGCCAUUGUAAUGACCUAUUCCACGGACAAGCUUAGAAAGUGGGUCUUCCUUUUCAUUGGAUGGUGUAUUCCAUGUCCUAUUAUCGUUGCAUGGGCCAUUGGAAAACUCUACUAUGAAAAUGAACAGUGCUGGUUUGGCAAGGAGCCUGGUAAAUAUGUUGACUAUAUUUACCAAGGGCCGGUGAUACUGGUACUGUUGAUAAACUUUGUUUUCCUCUUCAACAUAGUGAGAAUUCUCAUGACCAAACUGAGAGCUUCGACCACCUCUGAAACCAUACAGUACAGAAAGGCUGUGAAGGCAACGCUGGUUCUACUGCCUCUGCUGGGCAUCACCUACAUACUCUUUUUCGUGAACCCUGGAGAAGAUGACAUCUCUCAGAUAGUCUUCAUCUACUUCAACUCCUUUCUGCAGUCGUUUCAGGGUUUUUUUGUGUCUGUGUUUUACUGCUUCCUAAACGGAGAGGUGCGCUCCGCCGUGAGGAAGAGGUGGCACCGUUGGCAAGACAACCACGCCCUGCGGGUGCGGGUGGCCCGGGCCAUGUCCAUCCCCACCUCCCCCAGCCGCAUCAGCUUCCACAGCAUCAAGCAGACCACGGCCAUGUGACCCCAGGGGCCGCAGGGCCACGGGGCCGCCUCCGCCGCUACCACAGGUGGAGGAGGAGGAGGAGGAGGAGGAGGAGGCAGCUGAGGUGGAAACAACGCUGCCACGGAGACACUCACUUUGUGUUUGUCAUUGUCGUCGAGUACGGACCAUCGAUGAGGCGGAAAUAAGACUGAAAUCCAUAAGUCUGACGGGUUCACCCAGUGUGUGAUGGCAGACGUAUCGGGACCGUUUCCUUCUAAUUUAUUUGUGAGGGAAGAGGAGCCAUGAAGAGUGGCUGGGAUGUGGACCCCAUGCAUUAUGCUUGUCGUGUUUCUGUGUAUUUAUAUGUCUGGUGUCCGUUUUGAAGAGUACAUUGUUUAUGUAUUUGUGACUUACUUAAAACUGGAACCCAUUUCCAAGUAUUGCAGAUCAUAAAGAAUGGUAUCGUGUCUGGCAACCGGGGCAUAGAGUCUGUUCCACUUUCAUGAGGACAAUUGCUCGGAUACAAUUAGUGCAUGAUCAUUUUCUGAGGAAAGGCAAGGUGUCUUACAACAGCAGGGGAAUCAGCCUGAUGAAGAUUAGGGCUUUGAUUCUCCCAAAUCCACAUUGUUGUUAUCAAAGAGCCCCUUGAGCACACUCGUCAUUGGAUUGCCUCAAUUACAAACACAGUAGUAUGCGUUAGAGUCUGGAGUUAUUCAUCCUGUUUCAAAGAAUUUCUCUUGCCUUUUUCCAAUCUUCCCAAAAAGUUAUUGCAACAGGAGUGCCACGAUUGUAUUGUUCCGUCAUUGCUGUUAUUCCUCCUAAUUCACAAUGUGAGCAUCUUCUCCUAAAGCCCCAUCUGUUUGUGGACUGUUCGACUCUGACUUGAGUUGGCUUGGAUUUUGUUUAACACACUCUUUAGAUCAUUAGGACCAGUCACGUGUGUUUUGUUGUUCUAUUCAUAUCCCCUGGAGGCUGAUGAAUGAGCCCUUCACAAACCUUUCAAUGCCUCCAAUCUCCACUAUAAUUAUACCCAUUACGUUAUGCUAAUAAUGCACGUCGGGGGUCAUUAUAAUCCCCCCCUUCAACCCAAAGAUAUGUAAACAGCGUAAACAGAAACGUUGUUGCAUGCCCUCUGAUACGAAGCAAGCCACAGGCUGAUCUUAUGUCAAAUCAGUUGUGAGCUUUUUCUUUGGUUUGGUUUCCUGCGUGGAUUCCUCUCACUGAAGCGCCAACCGUUGGACCAAUGCGUCUGGUCCAAGAGAUAAAAACCUUGCUGACAGAGUAGAGCUACGUUUGCCCUUUUCAAAGGCUUGCUCCGGUCAAAACCUCCUGGUCCUGGAAAUGGAAAUGACCCCUACGAAAUAGCCGGCCCCCUCCAGGGCGAACCCUAAUUUGGGGAUUCGGGGAGUUGACAUGUAGCUGGGAAGCCGCCAUGGUCUCCCCUCUGUCUGCCAAUAGGAGGAUGUUCCCUGGAUUAGCUCGCCGCGGCGUGUUAUGGCUGCUGAUAGGAAACAGCCCAGAUAAGCAGGCUGGUUCAUGCGUAGCAGAGGUCGGAGCACUGUUGUUGAAAUGAGACUGAAAUGAGACCAAUCUUUCCUCAAUGAUGAAUAAGUGGUGCCAAACAAUUCAACAAUGUGACAGAUGGUAGUAAUUCCCAUUAUGAUUGAGUUGCAUGAAGUUUGAAAAGUCAUGUCAUUUGGUUUAAGACAUUUUGUCAUCAUGAGUGUAAUUUGGCAGCGACCUCCCCUGCUCCCAAUUUAGCCCUAACAUUUUCACAAUGAUACAAUCUUUUCAGAGCCCCAAAAUGCGAUGUGAUUAAGAUGCAGAACAUAUGCCAUUCAUUCAUCCGUCUUUGAACUGCGCAGUUCCAUUUUUGUAUUGUGUAUAAACGUGAUGCACGGAUGUUUGUGUCGUCGUGCUGUUGGACCAACUCUCUUUUAAAACGUAUAUUCCAGCUUUGAUGAUCAUUCAAUAUAUAUAUAAACAGACCCAUACAAGAACAUGCUGACUUAGGGAAAUACAUCAACAUCAACACAGGUACAGCGAAACUGACCUGCUGGCCCAGUUUGGGAAAUUAUUUUUGCAUAUAUAUUUAUAUAUAUAUAUAUACAUAUAUAUAUAUAUAUAUAUCUCUGUUUGAAAUCACCAAAGAGUCUAACAUGUAUUUACUUAUCUACAAACUUACUUGGAUAGAAAGACAUACUGUUCCGGCUGUGCACUGUACAUAGACCAUAAGCGGGGGCAUGAUUUAUAUACCUUUGUUUAAAACUGUGUUUGUAACACUUAACAAUAAGGGUACAUUAAUUAACCGUUAUUACCUUAAGUUAAUGCAGUAUUAAUCAUUUACUAACAGUUAACUAAUGGUCAAGUAAUCUUUUACUAAUGGUGUUCAUAUAGUUCUAGCAUAGAAUAUAUUAAAGUAUUAUAGUAAUAUAAAAUAAAUAAUGUAUAAAUGAAUACCUAAGAUACCACCAUAAGUAAACAAAUACUAGAACAUUAAUGAAGUCAUACUUAAUUAUAAGGUACUGCUUAUUACUGCAUUAAAUAAUGUUCAUUCAUGGUUGAUUACCCUUAUCUUAAAGUGUUACCAAUGUUUUAUAUAUUGUGUCCGUGACCUGUGAUUCAAUAAGUUGUCAUUGGUGUACUGGUGUAUACAUUUUAUUAAGUUUUAUUUUAUUUGAAUUGAAACGUUUGUGUUUAUCCACCCAGGUUGCCUUACAAAGCAAAUGUAAAUGUACAUUUGUAGGUACGAAAAACAUGUAUCUGUAUAUUAUGUACUGGUCUGUGAUCAAAUGAGAUUUGUACAUUCACAUGCAAAAAGAAAGAUAUAAUUAAAAUCUUAUACUUGGUGGUUGGACCAUAUAGCCGACAAUUUUUAAAA